This is a messenger RNA of Chiloscyllium plagiosum (whitespotted bambooshark), 1405 nucleotides long. The record is from RefSeq and is a predicted model, not a curated record. Lineage: Eukaryota; Metazoa; Chordata; Chondrichthyes; Orectolobiformes; Hemiscylliidae.
UGGAGCUGCCGAGUUGUCAGAUCUACGGCAGGCAGGGAGGUGAGCAGGGCGAGAGCGAGAGGGAUAAGAACGCAGGAGGUGAGGAAGAUUUGAGGCAGACGCCAUGGCCUUUAGCACCACCAGCACCAGCUCCUACAGGAGAACUUUCGGGGGUAGUGUCCUGGGCUCUCCCCAUCUCUCCAGGGCUUCCUACGCCAGUGGGAGACUGGGCGGAGGGGCAUCUAACCUCUCCUCCAGCGUUCACAUUUCCAAACCCACCGUGCUGCCCUCUUACUCCAGCUACCGGCUCAAGGCGCCGUCCCGGGGCUACGAGGUGGUGGACUUCAGUCUGGCCGAUGCCCUGAACCAGGAGUUUGUCCAGACGCGCACCAACGAGAAGGCCGAGAUGCAGCACCUGAACGACCGCUUUGCCAGCUACAUCGAGAAGGUGCGCUUCCUGGAGCAGCAAAACAAGGUGCUGGUGGGCGAGGUGAACAGGCUGAAGGGCCAGGAACCCGGCAGGAUCAACGAUCUCUACGAGCAGGAGAUGAGGGAGCUCCGGCGCCAGAUAGACGCACUGACCAAUGAGAAGGUCCGAGUGGAGGUGGAGAGGGACAACCUGGCUGAUGACCUGCAGAAGCUCAAACAGAGGUUACAAGAUGAAAUCCAACUGAAGGAGGAAGCUGAAAAUAAUCUUGCUGCUUUCCGACAUGACGUCGAUGCAGCCACCCUCGCUCGCCUGGAUCUCGAGCGAAGGAUUGAGGCCCUCCAGGAGGAGAUCGCAUUCCUCAAGAAAGUCCAUGAGGAGGAACUGCGGGAGCUGCAGGCUCAGCUCCAGGAACAGCACGUCCAGGUUGAAAUGGAUCUGUCGAAACCUGACCUCACCGCUGCCCUGCGUGAUAUCAGGGCACAGUACGAGUCCAUCUCAGCCAAGAAUGUCACGGAGGCGGAAGAGUGGUACAAGUCAAAGGUCAUGGAUUUGAAUCAGAGUGCAGCCAAAAACAAUGAUGCCUUGCGACAGGCCAAGCAGGAAAUGAUGGAGUACCGUCACCAGAUUCAGAGCUAUACCUGCGAGAUUGAUGCUCUCAAAGGAACCAACGAGUCCCUGAUGCGGCAGAUGCGGGAGAUGGAGGAGAGGUUUGCUGGGGAGGCAGCCGGUUACACCGACAGCAUCGCCCGCUUGGAGGACGAGAUCCGCCAUCUGAAGGACGAGAUGGCGCGACAUCUGCGGGAAUAUCAGGAGCUGCUCAACGUCAAGAUGGCCUUGGACGUGGAGAUCGCCACCUACAGGAAGCUGCUGGAAGGUGAAGAGAGCAGGUAUGUCCCCCUCCCGUCUUCACCCCAUAGAAUCGAAUCCCCACAGUGUGGAAACAGGCCAUUUGGCCCAGCAAGUCCACACCGACCCUCCGAAGAGUAACCCACCCAG